Messenger RNA from Bursaphelenchus xylophilus (pine wood nematode), 1139 nucleotides. The record is from the annotation of a GenBank genome assembly. NCBI's taxonomy places the organism in Eukaryota, Metazoa, Nematoda, Chromadorea, Rhabditida, Aphelenchoididae.
AUGGCAAUUCAGGCCAAGAAGUCCAAGCUCAUCAUCACAUUGGUUAUUAUGGUGGAGUCAAUCCUGUUAAUAACGUGGCUAAUUAAAGGUCGGUUAACUGUGAUAUGCGUACUGUAUAAGGACAAAUUCUUUAUAACAAUUACAAUCGUUUAGAAUAUUACGAGUUCGAUUAUACGUGUUUCUUAUCUCAGAUACAGACCCGGGAUAGCUUUGGUGUGUCAACGAUAAUCGUUGAUGACGUUCCGCGGUAAUGAAAUAUAAUAGUAAUCAGAAAUUUUCUAUAGUUUUAGUCCCAGAAUGAACAGAAGAGAAAUCUUCAAGUACCCAAAUAUGGAGAUUGAUGUGAAAAUGGAGACUUUGUUAGGAAUCGAUAACGUUAUCGAGAUCAAAACCAAAACUACAAGAAACAAAUAUACCCUAAACCAAAGAAAACGGCGCAAGAAAAGACCUGGCAGCAGAGGACUACCAGCAACUACCGCGUCAAUAAAACCUUUGACAAUCCUGGGCUAUGAAAGGGAAGAAACAAAUAUUGAAUCGACUACAGAACCCGCUGCGAUAGUAACUUUGAAUAAUUGUAGCGAUUGCAAUGUAGGCAACUCCCAAUGAAGCAAUACUUUUCAGACGAAUUACACAAUGUCUACGUCAGACAUGUCUCCAAUCUCGUUACCCAAAGAUAAAAAGGAUUCGUUCCCAAUACAAUUAGAAUAUUUUGCUCAGAACAUGAUUUGUUUUGGAAGGACUUUGCUCGAUUCCUGGUCAUUACUCCAAAUUUUAUCGACCAGUUUAAUGUUAUUUGGAAUCUGGAGAAACAUUUUAUACCUGCUGACACCAUUUCUUGUCCUGAAGGUGCUAUUCCUGGUAGUUAGUUUUAUUUAUGGGUAAGAACGCAUAAUAAUGACUUAUUAUUUAGGGUUACCUUGACAAUAUUCUCGUUGAUUCUUUUUGUGUUGAUCAAAGAAAUGAAAUGGGGAACGCUUGUCAAUUGGGUAUCCUUCGCACUGGUUAUGGACAUCUUGUUUAUCGUUGUAUCUUUUAACUUUUUGUUAAUUCUUCAGUGUUGUGACAUGAUAUUUUCGAUGCCGCAGCGGAAGCCUAUUCUCUCCGAUUCUGGUACUUUUCAUGUAAUCGAAGACAUAUAA